This is a messenger RNA of Hypoxylon fragiforme, 2124 nucleotides long. RefSeq names its product glycosyltransferase family 22 protein. Lineage: Eukaryota; Fungi; Ascomycota; Sordariomycetes; Xylariales; Hypoxylaceae. The transcript is spliced from 3 exons. The record is from RefSeq and is a predicted model, not a curated record. Gene Ontology annotation, cellular component: endoplasmic reticulum membrane. The coding region runs from base 316 to 1986 and encodes 556 amino acids. Gene Ontology annotation, biological process: protein N-linked glycosylation. Gene Ontology annotation, molecular function: alpha-1,6-mannosyltransferase activity.
UGCAAACACGGCAGCUUCAAUCUUUGAUGCUGCCAUGAACCUCAAACCUCAAACUCUCACUCAAAGGUCAUCUUACUAGGCACUCUCUUGUAUAGUAGCAGGUCUAUCAAUGAUGUCCUUUUAAGAGAAAAUUUGCAUCUAAGUCGCUCUUUAAAUCAUUGGUAUCCAAUUUUAUGUUGAAAGCUAUAUCCAGUGUGUUUUUGAACACCUACAGUAUCUGGACACAACACAUCACAAGCCUCAACUCACUCACAUCAACCUAUGUAUACCUAGGUGGUAUAUGGUAUAUACCGAUUCCAAAAAAUCAAAUAAAAAAUGGCGGCUCUUGACCUACUCUUAUCGUUGGCAAUCCCAGCGUUAAUUAUAGUGCACCUCUUAGUGGCGCCUUACACAAAGGUUGAGGAGUCCUUCAACAUUCAAGCGACCCACGAUAUCCUGGUAUAUGGAACGCCCACCAGUGAUAUCUAUCGCAAACUUUCGACACAGUAUGAUCACUUCGACUUUCCUGGAGCGGUUCCUAGGACCUUCGUUGGCUCGGUGCUGCUAGCCGGCAUUGGCCAGCCUAUUAUUACCCUUGUGGGCUUCCAGCACGCACAACUUGUUGUGAGAGGCAUUCUUGGGCUAUUUAAUGCUGCCGCUCUUUUGGUCUUUAAGAAGAAUGUGGGAAGAGCCUUUGGAAGGUCGACAGCGAGGUGGUAUGCCUUGUUGCAACUCUGCCAAUUCCAUGUGCUCUUCUAUGCUUCUAGAACAUUGCCCAAUAUGUUUGCUUUCGGGUUUACAACGUUGGCAUUCUCACAACUAAUGACGAAUCCCGAUGAAAAACCGCCAGUAUAUCGCUACAAGUUGGCCAUUGCAUAUUUAACAAUGGCUACCGCUAUAUUCAGAUCAGAGCUGGCCAUUCUUCUUGUGACUGUUACCCUGUAUGGCCUAGCUCGUUCCCAUAUCUCCCUAGGCCGAAUCAUCCCUACUUUCAUCGUCUUCUUCAUAACCUCCCUACUGCUGACUAUACCGAUCGAUUCCUAUUUCUGGCAGAAGCCUCUGUGGCCCGAACUAUGGGGCUUCUACUAUAAUGCUAUCCUUGGCUCCUCUUCCGACUGGGGAGUUUCCCCUUGGCAUUACUAUUUCACAUCUGCCAUACCCAAGAUCCUUACGAAUCCGCUGAGCACAAGCGUUCUCAUCCCCUACGCACUAUGGAACACUGGAACAAAGAGCCAAGCUCAACAGCUGGUAGUACCCUCCCUGCUUUUUGUAGCCAUAUACUCUUUACAGCCACACAAGGAGGCGCGUUUCAUCUUCUAUAUUGCGCCACCGUUGACAGCAGCAGCAGCUUUGGGGGCAAACUACAUCUUUACACGUCGUACUAAAUCCGUGCUUUUCUUAAGUGCUUCGGUCGUGAUUCUUGGCUCGGUACUUGUGUCGUUCGCCAUUAGUACUGCUAUGCUCGUCAUAUCCUCACUCAAUUACCCAGGUGGCGAGGCUCUUUUGGAGCUCCGCAACCUUGUUAGCUCCCCUUCCUCACUUGACCUUCAGACUGUCACGAUUCAUACGGAUGUAUUGUCGUGUAUGACGGGCGUGACACUCUUUGGACAACACCCUUCCCUUCCGAACGACUCGCGAUCUGCCAGCGAAAUAACCUUCAAUUAUGACAAAACGGAAGAUGAGAGUAUAUUAAGGAGUCCAGCAUUUUGGGAGAAAUUCGAUUAUGUGCUCGCCGAAGAUCCAAGCAAAGUUCUAGGCCCGUGGGAAACAGUCGGAGUGGUGGAAGGCUUUGCCGGAAUUGAAAUAGUCAGACCGAGUACAUCCUUAAAAUAUGAUAUUGAAAGUGGCCAAGACAGGAUAUUCGGAAGAGGCGCACUGGUAAGAAGAGUAAAAGAUUCUACUAGGGCGUUGAUUGGUGGAUGGUGGGUUGGCCCUAAGAUGGAGCCGAAGAUACAUAUCCUGAGAAAAAUGCGAGAGGGCGAGGCUAGACGAGCUGUGACAGAAUAAUGCUUCCGUUUUCUAGAUAGGCUGAAAGACGUCGAUAACCGACCGAGUUAUUCUAUUUUCCGAUAUGGCUUCACGGCCCGCAGACCAAGCCGAAUACAAGAAAGUACCGAUGGCACCGAACGCCGCCCCGCUGGUGUG